GCCUCCCGGGGAAGAGGCAAAGGCGCGACGCUUCCGGGAGGCCGGCGGCCGCGGGCACCUCUUAGGGAGUUUCAGGCGUCAACCCGGAGGCCCCACUCGCCGCGGGGUUUCAUCAUCUGUCCCUUUGGUGACCCUGGGAGUUCCAUCAUGGACCUCUUCUCCACACAUUCUGCCCUGCUGGUUGCACCCUCUCCCAAGGCCUGAAGAACUCACUAUAUGCUGAUGACCAUCACAUCUCUGCAGCCCAGACUUCUCUCUGAGGCUUACACUCCUCUGCCCCCCACCCUGCCCUUUCUCUCGUUUUGGGGUCUCUGUACAUGCUAUUCGGUCUGCUUGGAAAGUUCCCUCCCCAGCCAUCCCAGCUCAUCUGUCUGCAAGCCCUCCCUGCUGACGCAGCAAGGAUCUGCCUCUAGCCCAGAUGCCCGUGCAGCCUCCAGGCAAAGACACAGAAGAGAUGGAAGCAGAGGGUGAUUCAGCCGCCGAGAUGAACGGGGAGGAGGAAGAGAGCGAGGAGGAACGGAGCGGCAGCCAGACUGAGUCAGAGGAGGAGAGCUCAGAGAUGGACGAUGAGGACUACGAGCGGCGUCGCGGCGAGUGCGUCAACGAGAUGCUGGACCUGGAGAAGCAGUUCUCAGAGCUAAAGGAGAAGUUGUUCAGGGAACGGCUGAGUCAGCUGAGGGUGCGGCUGGAGGAAGUGGGGGCUGAGAGAGCGCCUGAAUACACAGAGCCUCUGGGGGGGCUGCAGCGGAGCCUCAAGAUCCGCAUUCAGGUGGCAGGGAUCUACAAGGGCUUCUGCCUGGACGUGAUCCGGAAUAAGUACGAGUGUGAGCUGCAGGGAGCCAAGCAGCACCUGGAGAGUGAGAAGCUGCUGCUCUACGACACCCUGCAGGGGGAGCUGCAGGAGCGGAUCCAGAGGCUGGAAGAGGACCGCCAGAGCCUGGACAUCAGCUCUGAGUGGUGGGAUGACAGACUCCAUGCCGGAAGCAGUGCAAAGACUUGGGAUUCUCUGCCGCCCAGCAAGAGGAAGAAGGCGCCUCUCGUUUCUGGUCCUUACAUCGUGUACAUGCUGCAGGAGAUUGACAUCCUGGAGGACUGGACGGCUAUCAAAAAGGCUAGGGCGGCUGUGUCCCCUCAGAAGAGAAAAGCAGAUGGUCAGCCUCCUCUGUGCCCUCCCAGACAAAGAAGAUGUGGCUCAUCUUAAGCCAAAGCAACAUCCUCUCUGCUGACCUCGGACCAGUCACUGAGCCAGUGAUCGGGGCCCCACUUCGUGGGAUCUCUGACCCGGGAGUUAUAUUUUGGGGGCCUGUCUCUCCUGGCUGUCGCUAGAGACGAGAAGGCUCCCCGAGUCUUCUCAAGGAGGUUCUUGGUAUCUGUCUCCCGGAUUUCAGGGACUGGAAUUAAAACCUUUCCUGGGACUCUGCCAUGA
Messenger RNA from Lynx canadensis (Canada lynx), 1426 nucleotides. It is a transcript of the gene BRMS1, whose product is annotated as BRMS1 transcriptional repressor and anoikis regulator. Gene Ontology annotation, cellular component: Sin3-type complex. NCBI's taxonomy places the organism in Eukaryota, Metazoa, Chordata, Mammalia, Carnivora, Felidae. Gene Ontology annotation, biological process: negative regulation of transcription by RNA polymerase II. The record is from RefSeq and is a predicted model, not a curated record. Gene Ontology annotation, molecular function: histone deacetylase binding. The transcript has 11 exons. Bases 419 to 1201 code for a protein of 260 amino acids.